Messenger RNA from Dissoconium aciculare CBS 342.82, 2471 nucleotides. RefSeq names its product heat shock protein 70. Lineage: Eukaryota; Fungi; Ascomycota; Dothideomycetes; Mycosphaerellales; Dissoconiaceae. The transcript is spliced from 2 exons. Bases 354 to 2300 code for a protein of 648 amino acids. Gene Ontology annotation, molecular function: misfolded protein binding; ATP-dependent protein folding chaperone; ATP binding. Gene Ontology annotation, biological process: protein refolding; vesicle-mediated transport; cellular response to unfolded protein. Gene Ontology annotation, cellular component: plasma membrane; nucleus; cytosol. The record is from RefSeq and is a predicted model, not a curated record.
GCUUGACUCAUCGAGCAGGUUGCGGAUGGUUGUGUUGUCAUCGGAAUGUCCAUGCGGGAAAUCCUAGGCGAGGCGGUUCUGGCUCAUUCAGGCGGCUUCGCGGUGCCGCCAGAAUACUCUCGCAGGCCCUUUAGCGCCGCUUCCACCAGAUUCUGAGAGCUUCCACACCACGGCACAGCUCAACAAUGUUGCAAAUAUAAUCGUUCACCACACCGAUUCUUUUCCUUUUGAUCAUUUACAAUUUCCUACACUCCUCCUUCUCCCACUGGUCUUUUGUCAAAUUUGCAGACGAAAGAACCUCACAACGAUAAUUUCUUCAAUUCCCCACUUCUCACAAAUUACACCACAUCAACAUGGCGCCCGCGAUUGGUAUCGACUUGGGUACUACCUACUCUUGUGUGGGUAUCUACCGUGAUGACCGCAUCGAAAUCAUUGCAAACGACCAGGGUAACCGAACAACACCCUCGUUCGUUGCCUUCACCGACACCGAGCGUCUCAUUGGUGAUGCCGCAAAGAACCAAGUCGCCAUGAACCCCAUCAACACAGUCUUCGACGCCAAGCGAUUGAUCGGCCGAAAGUUCACCGACGCUGAGGUCCAAGCCGACAUGAAGCACUUUCCCUUCCAGGUUGUUGAGAAGGCGGGCAAGCCCAACGUUCAGGUCGAAUUCAAGGGCGAGACCAAGACUUUCUCACCAGAGGAGAUCUCAGCUAUGAUCCUCACCAAGAUGCGCGAGACUGCCGAGUCAUAUCUCGGAGGCACCGUUAACAAUGCUGUUGUCACUGUCCCUGCAUACUUCAACGACUCUCAGCGACAAGCCACCAAGGACGCUGGUCUCAUCGCCGGCCUCAACGUCCUCCGUAUCAUCAACGAGCCUACUGCCGCUGCCAUCGCCUACGGUCUCGACAAGAAGCAGGAGGGUGAGCGCAACGUGCUUAUUUUCGAUCUCGGUGGAGGAACUUUCGAUGUGUCUCUCUUGACCAUCGAGGAGGGUAUCUUCGAGGUUAAGUCCACUGCCGGUGACACUCACUUGGGUGGUGAGGACUUCGACAACCGACUCGUCAACCACUUCGUCGCUGAAUUCAAGCGCAAGUCAAAGAAGGAUUUGACUUCCAACGCUCGUGCCCUCCGUCGUCUGCGCACUGCUUGCGAGCGUGCCAAGCGCACUCUCUCUUCGUCCGCUCAGACCUCCAUUGAGAUCGACUCUCUCUACGAGGGUAUCGACUUCUACACUUCCAUCACCCGUGCUCGUUUCGAGGAGCUCUGCCAGGACCUCUUCCGUUCCACCAUGGAGCCCGUUGAGCGUACCCUUCGCGACGCCAAGAUCGACAAGUCAUCCGUCCACGAGAUUGUUCUCGUCGGUGGUUCCACUCGUAUCCCCAAGAUUCAGAAGAUGGUGUCUGACUUCUUCAACGGCAAGGAGCCCAACAAGUCCAUCAACCCCGACGAGGCCGUCGCCUACGGUGCCGCCGUCCAGGCUGCUAUUCUCUCCGGUGACACCUCCAGCAAGUCCACCAACGAGAUCUUGCUUCUCGACGUCGCCCCCCUGUCCCUCGGUAUCGAGACUGCCGGCGGUGUCAUGACUCCUCUCAUCAAACGCAACACUACUAUUCCCACCAAGAAGUCUGAGACCUUCUCCACCUUCUCUGACAACCAACCUGGUGUUCUCAUCCAGGUGUUCGAGGGCGAGCGCGCUAGAACUAAGGACAACAACCUCAUGGGUAAAUUCGAGCUCACUGGUAUCCCACCAGCACCUCGUGGUGUUCCUCAGAUCGAGGUUACCUUCGACCUUGACGCCAAUGGAAUCAUGAACGUCUCUGCUCUCGAGAAGGGUACCGGAAAGACCAACAAGAUCGUCAUCACCAACGACAAGGGUCGUCUGUCCAAGGAAGAGAUCGAGCGCAUGCUUGCCGAGGCUGAGAAGUACAAGGCUGAGGACGAAGCUGAGUCUGCACGAAUCUCAGCCAAGAACGGCCUCGAGUCAUACGCAUACUCCCUCAAGAACACCCUCAGCGACAGCAAGUUUGAGGAGAAGCUCGCUGCUGACGACAAGGAGAAGCUCAAGGCCAAGAUUGACGAGACCGUCACUUGGCUCGACGACAACCAGACCGCUACCAAGGAUGAGUACGAAUCCCAGCAGAAGGAGCUCGAGGGUGUCGCCAACCCGAUCAUGAUGAAGGCCUACCAAGACGGUGGUGCUCCUGGCGGCAUGCCCGGCGGUCCUGGCGGUUUCCCUGGCGCCGGUGGCCCGGCCGGUGGAGCCAGCCACGAUGACGGCCCUACCGUUGAGGAGGUUGACUAAAUCAAUCACCCACCCUCACGGCUGUAAUUCUUGUUUGCAUGGAGCAUGGCGUUUCUUUACACGGUCGGAAAAAAAUUGGGCAAAAAGCCCUCUCACGAUGCAUGAAUGAUUGCGAAUGUAGCCAAGGCUACCUCUAGUUAGAAUUUCCAAUAUGAUGAAAUCCAAUUCAGU